Molecule: messenger RNA, 1020 nt
Organism: Anoplophora glabripennis (Asian longhorned beetle)
Lineage: Eukaryota; Metazoa; Arthropoda; Insecta; Coleoptera; Cerambycidae
Product: aquaporin
Exons: 7
Coding region: 225-995 (256 amino acids)
Biological process (GO): transmembrane transport
Cellular component (GO): plasma membrane
Molecular function (GO): water channel activity
Source: RefSeq, a predicted model, not a curated record
CUCCUUUAAUGUAACGUACCUACAUCGUAGUCACUAAACACUCUUCACUUACUCCGCGGACUAGUCAAAGGAUUUGACCUCAACUCAAAAAUUAACAAAAGUGUAAUAAUUGCUAAGUGAUAAUGAGUUCCCAUGUGUGAUUUAGAAUAUGUUUAGUGAAAUGCGAAUUUAAAUAUAUAUAUCUAAUAAUAUAUCAGAUAUAAAUCCAAUAUUAUAUAGACAAAAUGGUUAUUAAUACAAUUUUGGACAGAAUCGUUCCUCCUAAAGAGGAUACCAUAGAGGAAAACAAAGUUCCAGUGCAACAAGUACCAUAUGUAAUAUUAUUUAUGGGCGAAUUCUUAGCAACGGCUAUUCUCAUGUAUAUUGGUUGUAUGGGAUGUGUGUUGGAAUUUCCUGGUGGUCCCAUAUUACCGGCAUUUGCUUUCGGAUUUGCAAUUGUAGCAUCUGUUCAAGUAGUAGGUCACAUUACAGGAUGCCACAUGAAUCCUGCAGUAUCACUGGGCAUAUUAAUUUUAGGGAAAAUGGACUGGAAAAUGUUUCUGGUAUAUUUACCGGCUCAGUAUUUGGGAGGAAUGGCUGGAUAUGCUGCCUUAAAGGCAAUGAUGCCCAGUGGUUACCAGAUAUGUGUAUUGAAGCUAGCAUAUGGUGUAACGUUUAUUCAAGCGUUCUUUAUAGAAUUCACUGUCACUUUUGUUCUAAUGUUAGUUGUCGCUGGUUCUAUGGACACUAAGAAUAGUAUGAAAAUCGAUUCCUCCCCAUUACGAAUUGGACUGUCAAUUAGUGGAUUUAUUUUUGCGGCGGCACCGUUCACAUCAGCCGCUCUUAACCCAGCGAGGAGCCUUCCUCCUUCGUUACUAAAUAACCAUUGGGAUUACCAUUGGAUAUUCCACGUAGGACCUUUUCUUGGAGCUAUAAGCGCUGCUUUUGUAUACCGAUAUAUAUUCGAGGAAAAUGAAAAAUAUUCUGUUUAUCGACUUACACAAAAAAGAAAAUAAAAACUUUAAGGAAAUUAAUAUAUUU